CGAAGCACAAAGCGUAUUAUUGUGAACAAUUUCAAAACACCUAUUACUGUCACCGUUUCUAAACAUUCAAACAACAACAAAAUAUCAUAAACGCGUUUUACCUCAAAACACAUAUAACCUUUUAUCACCCAGUACAUAUUCACAGUUUGCGGUGAACAUUCCGCUCGCAAGAAUCUUAUUUUCUAUAAGUAUUUAUGGUUCUAUAUGUCUGGAGCGCGCCAUGCGGCUAAAAAAGAUUAUGACAUCCCUCGCGAAGCGACAGCCCUAUAAAUCCUACUUACAUACCGCAUUCAACCAAAAAUACACCUUAAACAAACUGCGAUAGAGUUGGGUUUGAUUCCUCACUGGAGAUAGAUACGUCGUCACAAAUUCAAUGAUGCUCAGCUUAAUUUAUAGCCCGCUAUUCAAUAUCGAUCUGUAACUCCCGAGCGUAUGGUUUAUUAUCGUUUAGCAGCGAAGUCUAUCCUACUCGAAUAAAUCUAUAAUAUGAAGGCGGGAGCGUGGUGGGGUUAGCGCCGCCCAGCGCUCGCCAUGGCAGUGAGGUGCGAGCCGGCGCCGAAGGACCAUGUGUUGUAGUGUUGUGUUCCGUGUGUGAACGAUGGUGUUAGAAGGCGGGCUGCCGGCGCCGCUGCAACUUUACGCGGCGGCGGCGGCGGGACUCGCGCCGCGGCCGGCGUGGCCGCCGUUCCUGCCGUUUUUCGGCGUGCCGCCGCCGUUCCUGACGCGGCCGAGGCUGCCGCACCCGCUGCCGGCGCGCGCGCCGCACGGGCCGCCCAGUGAGGACAGCAAUGAGGAUGGCGGGAGCAGUAAAGGUGGCGUGGACGACGACGGCGACAGCGGCAAGCGGCGGCGCUCGCGCACCAACUUCAACUCCUGGCAGCUGGAGGAGCUGGAGCGAGCCUUCCUUGCUUCACACUACCCUGACGUGUUCAUGAGAGAAGCCUUAGCUAUGAGGCUGGACCUUAAGGAGAGCAGAGUUGCUGUAUGGUUCCAAAACCGACGAGCAAAAUGGCGGAAGAAGGAGCACACAAAAAAGGGCCCAGGACGGCCGGCGCACAACGCGCACCCACAAUCUUGUUCUGGAGAACCCAUACCGCCGCACGAGCUCAGGGCCCGCGAGAGGGCGAGAAGAAGAAAGAAGUUGGCCAAAGCGCUCGACCGCCAAGCUCGCAAGCUGCGCGCCAAGGGCAUCGCCGUCGACCUCGAGGCCCUCAAGGCUGAGUACCUAGCUCAGCACAGGAACAGUGGCCUCUACUCCGACUCCGACGGAGAUGUGGACGGAGAGGACAGCAUGAUCGAUGUCGUAGGAGGGGACUCCUGCCACGAUUCCGGUCCUGAAGACUUCUCUCUGUCCAGUAGACUCCGAGCGCCUGCACACGGAGACGCUAUCAACAACUCAGACAGUUCCACUUCAGACGCGCAUUCAGGGAGAAACUUCAGCCCUCUCCCGGACCCUCAACAGGCGUUCUUCAAGCACUUCGGACCUUCAAACUUCGAGAAAUUCGACUUUGACUCAGGCCGCGCGGUAUCUUUAGACCUCAGCGGCGGGAGUACGUCGGAACAAGACCUGUCGAAGAACGGGGCCAGAAAGCACAAUCCGUUCAGUAUAGAGUCCCUGCUUAAUACGUGAAAGUGACUUUGAAUAGUGACUAUAGAGGCUCUUAUUGCCCAGGUGUGAAGAGCCUGUUUACUUGUGUGAAUAGCGUUUUUGACGUUGCCCGAUAUAGACAAGAUAUCCAUUUCAUGACGAGUAAGUUCUAAUUAUAUGUACCUAUCUUAUAAAUAAAUAAUGUAACAAAGUAAUGACUGUUAUAUCGAACACACUUGAACUUUUGAUUGUAUUUGGAAAAGGGGUUUAUGUCACACUUUAUUGUGCAUUUAGAGAUAGAUACGUCUUAAUCUUACAUGACAAUGUUUAGGCGCCUAUUUCAUAAAUUAAGCGGGUGACAGAAUAAAUAUGACAAUUUGAAACGUGCAGCUUCCCUGGGACCCAGUGAUGUACCUACAAUCAAACAAAGUAAGGCGAGCAUAAUCAAGCCGUAGCAAUUGUAUAAAAAAUUUUAUUUCAGACUUAUUUGCCCAUAUUACAUAAAAUUACAAUAAAAUCAGAAUUGAAUAAUUAUAUGAUAAUUGUACAAUAAAAACAAUGAAAAUUAAUUAAAACAAAUGAAAAAUGUUGCAAUAAAGUUGAGCUCCGUUUGUCAUAGUAGCGUUGUAAAUGUCGAAUGAACACUGUCUUCUAUCACCUUCUUCAUUUUGAAAUAGCUAGCGGUUUUGGGAAAGCGCGUGUUUUGAUACAGUGGACAGGUUGUUCAUACCUGGACUCAGUAAAUUGAUGAAAAGUUUGCUUUAAUAUAUAACUGAUUAUCAUUAGUUCUACUCUGCUUCAGUAAAGACUUGAUAGAGCAGGCAGAGAUGCAUUUAAUUACCAUUUUGUAGAGUAUAACAUUGCUGUAAGAUUUUUAACAGGCGUUUACAGAAACUUUUGUUAAAACACCAUCGCUUUUCUUUUUUCCCUCCUACACCCUUUCAUUUUCGUACGUGAUUGGGCGUAUAAUAAGUUUUAGAUUUUUGAUGGAACAUAUUGUUUUCAAUGUACUACACACCAGGUAUUAAUAACUAAAAUUGAAAUUUAGAUAUCAUUUUGAUGACAAAAUGUGAGUUUGAUUGGUCUCAUGGUCUUAAUAAAAGUUUCUGAAAACGCCCAAAUGGUACUUAAAUGUGACUUAGACUGUAUCAAAUAAAGGUGACGUUCAGAUGUCAACUGCAGAUGCAUUACUGUCAAUUUACUUGAUAAAAUGAGUGACGUUCGCCGCCGCAACUGCCGCGAUUAUGACGUUCAUUCUGUCACUCAUUUUAUCAAGGAAUUUGACAGAUGACAGAGGCUACAACGCAGCAGCCGGGCUAGCACAUGAUUGGCGCGAUAGUAUCUCACUGCGAUAUAGACUACCAACUGUUUAAUUAAUACAGUUAGAAAAAGACGGGUAGUCUCGGCCCGAUUCGAACUUUAAGAUACGUCAAAUAUUACGACUAGAUACGAUAUGGAUUAGAUAUAUCAGUGUCAAACGUGACAUUUAUCAAACAAAAACGUCACUUUUGACACUGACAUAUCUAAUCCAUAUCGUAUCUAGUCGCAACAUUUGACGUGUCUUAAAGUUCGAAUCGAGCUGUCUAUCUCGCGGCGAGAUACUGUCGCGUCAAUCUUGUGCUUGGCCUGCAGGACAGAUGUAGCGCAUAAUUGUUUUCCUUGGUAUUUUCUCGGAAACGUUCGUAUUUGUCAUGCUACUUCAGUCAAGCUCAGUACUUUUUGCACCGAGACUGACUGUAAUAGCAAGCAUUCGUACGUUUCCGUGAAAAUACGAUGGAAAAUAAUUAUGCACUAGAUCUGUAAUGCGAUAACGUCACCUUAAAUAACAUAUCCAGUGUAAAAACUAGGCUAAUUGUAUUAUAUAGUUAGUAGUGUAUAUAGAAACCUAUUUAUUUCUCUUCAAUGUUAAAACUUUAAUCGGGGCAAUAAGUUAUAUUUAAAAAGGUUGUUGAUGUAGUUGUUUUCUUUACACUUUUAUAUUUUAUUUGGAAUCAAAAGAUCUGAGUUAAGGCUCGAACACACUGGUGCAUUUGCGUAGUAUUAAUCUUACAUAAAAAAUUAAAUCAUUUAAACACCCCCUAAUGCAUUAUGUCAAUAAAAUCCAUUUUAUACCAAAAAUAUCUUACAUUAUUUUUUAAAAGAGCUGAUAUGCUUCAAACUGCUGUAUCAAUUUUUAUCAAAAAUAGCUAAGAACUACCGCAAGGAAACUCGCUUUCAUGUAAAAAAACCGCAUCGAAAUCAGUUCAUCCAUAUCGGUUCAUCCAUUUGACAGCUGCCAGGCAACAGACAGACAGAUAUUGGCGACAAACAUAUAAAACCCCUCUUUUUUGUGUGGGGGGUUAAAAACGGGUUCUAGUCGCGUAUAUUAUUAUUUAUUUUUAAGUUUUCUUAUAUCAAGUGAAUAAGUAUACAAAUAUUAUACGCGAUAGAAUCCCGUGAUCCCGUCAUUAAAAUUUUGCAAAAUUUAAAAGAAAAUAAAAUAAUUUAUAAUUAUACAAAAUUAGAAUUUAUGAAAGAUAGUAGGUAGUUAACUGGUAACUGCAUUACCUAGGUUCCUAUUUACCUAAUCAGUUUAGUUUUUAAGUUGUAAGUACAUUGUAUAGUACAAAAUAUGUUGAGACUAUUGGAAUUAGCCACCGAAAUACUGCGCAAACGCACCAGACCGAGUCUAUCUUUUAACUACAUUGUAAGCGUGUUAUUAAUCUUCUAGAAUACCUCAAUACUUAACAUAUACUUAAUUUUAUUUAUUUCCUAGUUUUAGCUCAUAUUAUUUUUAUUUAUUGAAAUAAAUUUCUUUUUUCAUGUGCUGUUUAACUUCCUUUGGCUUGUAAGAAAGUUAAGUGUCCCUAUUUAUGCAGUUUUUAUAUUUAUACCUUGUAAAGUCUAGGAAUUUAACUUCAGUACCAUUUCGUUCCUCGUCACAGUGACAAUAGUAUGAGGUCCUUAGCGACUUUCAUAUACCGGGUGUGGCCUGUAACAUGAGCAAAAAAUUAAACUGUAGGCUGUACUCCUCAUACUGACCAACAUUAGUUCAGCGACUUUUAAAAAUAACUUGUGGUUUGAUUUUUAAUACACUUUAAAGUUUAUUCUAAGACGCAAUGUAUUGCGAAUUUUGUUAUGUUUAAGGCGUGACAAGCAAGUUCAAUCACAAUGAUAUGGCGUGGCGAUGGCGUCCAUUGAAGAUAAUAUUUAUUUUGUAUGAAAAAUAGCGAGUCUAAAUACUUCAUAAUUUUUAAAAGUUGUUGAACAAAAGUGUCCCCGUUUGAGGAGUUCAAUCUAUGUUUUAAUUAUUUGCUCGUGUUACAGGCCACACCCGGUCCGGUAGAUUGAAUUGAAUUGACACUGUGGCAAGGUACGAAAUAAUGUGAAAAUUAAAUUCUUUGACUGUACAUAGUAAAAUACUUACCUUAUUUUUCUAGAAGAUUAAAAACACGUUAAUUUCCGACCCGGUCAUAUCAUUUUUAUACUUACAGGUUAAAUUAAUAUAACUGUUAUUAAUAGUACCGAUACGAUCAUAUUAUAAUUAUUACGAAAUACAUGUGUGAAAUCUG
Messenger RNA from Cydia splendana, 5139 nucleotides. RefSeq names its product homeobox protein unc-4-like (gene OdsH). The transcript is spliced from 4 exons. Bases 599 to 1630 code for a protein of 343 amino acids. Gene Ontology annotation, molecular function: sequence-specific double-stranded DNA binding; DNA-binding transcription factor activity, RNA polymerase II-specific. The record is from RefSeq and is a predicted model, not a curated record. Lineage: Eukaryota; Metazoa; Arthropoda; Insecta; Lepidoptera; Tortricidae. Gene Ontology annotation, biological process: regulation of DNA-templated transcription.